Diaporthe batatas is the source of this 1070-nucleotide messenger RNA. RefSeq lists its product as uncharacterized. The record is from RefSeq and is a predicted model, not a curated record. The coding region runs from base 66 to 1070 and encodes 334 amino acids. Lineage: Eukaryota; Fungi; Ascomycota; Sordariomycetes; Diaporthales; Diaporthaceae. The transcript has a single exon.
ACCGUUCCACCUAGCAACCACACCCUCUACGAAUCAACGCCUGCACAAAAUAUACAGCAGGCAACAUGUUCUCCCGGCAACAAGACCCCCCACUCGUCCUGGAUAAUUCUCUCAGCUUCUUCUUCAAUCAGCUACCCAAAGACCUCCGCUCGGGGAACCCAGAGCGCCAGUUCUGGAAAACCUGGCAGGGCCGUCUCUCCCUCUACAACUUCAAGUGCAAAUCAGAGCAGUACCGCCACGAACAGUGCUGGGGCUGGACUAUCAUACGCACCUCCUACAAAGACGACGAAAAGUUCAGGCAUGCCGUCUCUGCUAUUCACCGGCUGGGGCUGGCCCGCCUCGAGGAGGAAUACCUUGAGAGUAGGACGAGCGGACGCCCAGACAAUAGCGACGUGGAUGUUGUGGAUCAGAGGAUCGCCGAGAUACCGGGCCACCCGAACCUGCGCGAGCACGUGCAAAGGGCCUGGCACACCAUGGUCGAGGCCGCCAGGGGUGCUCUGCCCGCCGGGGAGCCGCUCACACCUGACUGGGUGAUCACGAACGAGCUGGCCAGGCGGUAUCACAACCACAUAGUGCAGGACAGGGACGCCCUCGAGGGGGCCAAAGCAUCCGAGGCCUGGAAACACGUGCGUGCCUUGGAUAUCGAGGAGGAAGAGCAAGGCGCCCGCGGCGCCCUGUUCGUCUACCUAGACGAGGAAUCUAUCGACCUCCUCGCGCGGGCCCCGGGCCCCGACGAGCUGGCGCGCAUGUCCCCCGACGACAGGGCCAGGACCGCGUGGCGGUCCUGGGUGAAGGUCGUGUCUACCGCGUGCGAGGUGGCUGGGGACGGGGAUGAUAUGGAUGAGAUGAUGGCGGACCCGCUGGCGAGACGGCGCGUGCGGCUCUAUGACUUCUUUGAGGUCUUUUUGCGCCUUUGUGAGGGGUGCCUGGAUGAGAUGGGUGUCGAGGGGGAGGGGCGGCGGGGGUUUGUGGAGGGGCCGAAGUGGACGUUUUGUCGAUUACCUGGGGCGAGCGGCAGGCGAGCGAAAUGGUUGGAUGAGUUUUAUGGAGAGGAGGACAUGGGGAGGUGA